This is a messenger RNA of Pyricularia pennisetigena, 756 nucleotides long. RefSeq lists its product as uncharacterized. NCBI's taxonomy places the organism in Eukaryota, Fungi, Ascomycota, Sordariomycetes, Magnaporthales, Pyriculariaceae. Gene Ontology annotation, molecular function: rRNA binding; structural constituent of ribosome. The record is from RefSeq and is a predicted model, not a curated record. Bases 1 to 756 code for a protein of 251 amino acids. Gene Ontology annotation, biological process: mitochondrial translation. The transcript is spliced from 3 exons. Gene Ontology annotation, cellular component: mitochondrial large ribosomal subunit; ribosome.
AUGAGCCGAAACACACCCUCGGCCCUGCUGGCCGCAUUCCAGGGCUUGAGGAUUGCUCCUGCGACGACAUUGCGGCCCUCGAUAAUCCCGACUUCCUUGCGAGCUCUCCCUGCUCUUCCGACAAUUCGCAAUGCGAGGCCGUUCUCAUCAACAGUGCCCAAGCUGUCAUGGCUCGAGCCGCAGCUGGACCGGAGGAAGAAGAAGAUGAAGGGAAGGUGUCGUGUUCCCACUGGAGGAUCUAUGAAGGGGACAACUGUGGUAUGGGGCGACUAUGGGCUCCGAAUGAAAGAUCACGAUAGGAGGGUCAGCGCGAAACACUUGAAGAUGGCAGAGAACGUUAUCAAGCUCCGCCUUCGUGGUCAGAAAUAUCGACUUUACAAGAGAGUCAACUGCAACAUUGGCGUUUUCACUAGCGGAAACGAGCACCGUAUGGGUAAAGGAAAGGGCUCCUUUGACCACUGGGCGGCGCGUAUCUCUGUCAGUCACGUCAUCUUUGAGCUCAGGGGAGUGCUGCACGAGCAGGUCAUUCGCGAUGCUCUGAGGUUGGCCGCAACAAAAAUACCAGGCCAGUGUGAAAUUAUCAAAAAGGGCGAUCCUCCCUGCGUUGGCAUAACCAAGAUGGAAAACGGAUUGACCUUGGAGGAUUUGAAGAGGCCAUGGAUGAAGGCACGCCAGGAGCGCCUUGGAACACUGGAUGUCACGCCGCAGUCCUCAGCCGUGACGAAUGCCCCGAACUCAACCUCACCAGCACAGUAG